GCUCAGUGGUUGCGAUCGACGUCAUGGUCCCGAGGUGGUGGUGGCACGGCCGCCUUGGAGUAGGAGAUUCCCGUUCAUAAGUACCGUUAUCGAACAAGACUUGACAGGCUCUCUGCCAGCUCACUAGUGCACUGUCCGGCGGUCGAAAAAUGCCCGAGAAGAGUCUGUUCGUCACCUACUUCCUUUGGUUGUUCUUCGGAGUCUUCGGCCUCCACCAUUUCUACCUCGGCCGGGACAUCCAAGGCUUCCUAUGGUUCUCAAGCUUCGGCGGCUAUCUAGCCGGGUGGCUCAGGGAUUUAUUCUACAUUCCGAGCUACGUCAAAGCGGCCAACCACGACAGCGACUACAUGUCCCAGUUCUCCGAUAAAGUCAGAAAUAGCAAAUCUCCACCUUACUCCUUAUGGAGGAACUGCGGUUGUGUCUUCACAGCUUACAUCUGGGGAUCAAUGAUCCACAUGGCCAUACCAAAAGAAGAAUUUAGCAACCCUUACACCGAUCUUCUGUACCAUUUGGUGCCAUUGGGCAUCGCUUUAGGUGUAUGGUCAGUUGGAAAUAUAGGACAUGAGGAGGGAUCUAUUAAGUGGCCGCUACUUGCUGCAUAUGGUUUUUACCCGCUUUAUUUAUAUUAUAAUGAAGAUUGGUCGUUCACACUUAUGACCAUGGCUAGUACAUACGCCUUUGAAAUGAAGUCGAAGCAGUGGAAGAGAAAGAUCAAGCCUCAAAAAAACUUUCUGCGGAGGGCAUCGGUCGUCUUGCUAUGCCUGUCUGUCUACUUCGCGCUGUGGACUUCUUCCAUUUACUUCAACGCUUCGAUCACAGACGACGAAGACAACGAGAUUCCUAUAAGGGAAGCGAUUCACCAUUUCUUCACUUCUCCGUGGUGGAACGACUUGAGCCAAAGCCUUUUGGACAUCUACAACUACGGCAAUACGCACGGAUGGGAUGAAAUCCUGAAAAAGGUCAUCGAACUAUUGGAUCCUCUGGGCGAACAAAACGCAUUUAAUGUGCUUGGCCUCUCGGCCGGAGCGAACCAGACUGAGAUCAACACCACUUGCCGUAGACUGUCGGUCAAGUACCAUCCCGACAAAGUCAAAGACGCCGAAGAAAAAGUCAAAGCGCAGGAAAUGUUUUACGAGAUUCAACAAGCGUGCGAGUUGCUCUCUUCGAACAGGAAAAAACGAGGGAAAAAGAAUAAAAAGUCUGUAUGAGACAAAUUUCUAUACAUAAUACGAUUAUCCCGAAUAAAUUAUUUAUGUUUUUGAUUCGUUGUAAUAACACUGAGUACGACGUACAACCGACUGAGCGGAUUUUAAAUUUAUUCAUUGACAUACUCCUUGCCACGCAUUCGAAGUUUUUAAAAAAAUGUGAUAAUGUAUAUAAAAUUUACACCAGUCAAUAUCUGUAAUUAAUUUAUCACAU
This is a messenger RNA of Cimex lectularius (bed bug), 1419 nucleotides long. RefSeq names its product dnaJ homolog subfamily C member 22 (gene wus). Bases 150 to 1208 code for a protein of 352 amino acids. The transcript is spliced from 5 exons. NCBI's taxonomy places the organism in Eukaryota, Metazoa, Arthropoda, Insecta, Hemiptera, Cimicidae. Gene Ontology annotation, biological process: endocytosis. The record is from RefSeq and is a predicted model, not a curated record. Gene Ontology annotation, cellular component: early endosome; plasma membrane.